AUGAUAGCAGCCGCAAGUACUGACUGGCUCCAAGACCACCCCCACGACCCGCCAUGUGUACGCUGCCGGCGCGAGAGCAAAGAAUGCUACUUCUCGGCGACGCGUCGGAAGCGCAAGCAGGACAACGAGGAAGAGUUUGACGAGGCCGACGAUUAUGAGUUGCGCAACGGCCGGAAGCGCAUGCGCUCAGAGACCAACACCGUCCCGGAACCCGUGAGCGUCGUGAGCGCAAAUGCAAAUGGCGCGCAGUACCUCUCCCAGCCGCUGACUCCGGGCGGUUCUGUCGGGCGGUAUGAGCCUCUGCGCCGCCCGACGACGUCGACGAGCCAGCCCCAGCAGAACGACGAGGACGACCAGAAGCUGAAUAAUGAAACCGUCGCGACGCUGCAGAACGGUGAGGUCUACAGCGGCCACGAUGCGCUUAACCUGCUCUUCGAGGCCGCGGCCCACCACCGCUCCGGCAGCACGUCGAGUAUGCAGCGCCCCACGAUGGGUAGCACACCCGGCUCGCAAACAAACUUCGCCAGCCCGCAGGUGCACCCGACACACAUGCGCAACGGCUCGCGGAACACGGCUUCAGACACGGCUGUCGACCCGGCUAUAUCGCAGCCCAUGCUGCCAGACCCGCCGAAUCAGUACGCCUUCAUGGAGGCCGUCGCCGCGUGGCAGAAGUUCCGCUUCGUGCGCGCCGGAUGGCUCACUGCCAAGGAAGCCAUUGCGUACAUCGACUACUUCUACGCCUUCCUGUCGCCCUUGACGCCCAUUGUCGUGCCGGAUUACCGCGAGCACAGCCAGCAUGCGCGGCUGCUGAAAGAGGAGCCCAUGCUGACUAUCACCCUGCUCACCAUCGCGGCGAGGUACUCCCAGCCGAGCGGCUCGAGCGGUAUCGGCGCGCAGUCGCGGUCCUAUCUGAUCCACGAGAAGCUGUGGAAAUACCUCCAGGGCAUGAUCGACCGUAUGAUCUUUGGCCAAGAGCAGUUUGGUGGUGGGUUUUGUGGCGCAGGACAGCAGCCUGGAUCAGACGUCAAUCCGCUGUCGCGCAAGGGUCUGCGCACGCUGGGCACAGUCGAGAGUCUGAUGUUGCUGACUGAGUGGCAUCCACGUGCUCUGCACUUCCCGCCGGGUGACGAUGACGAUGAGCUUGUCUUGCCUGAUAAUAGAGCCGACGAUGCUGGACCGAGGCCGGAUAUGCUCCCGGGUGUUGGCGACAAGCGCAUCGACAGCUGGCUCGAACCCUGCUGGCGGAGUGAUCGCAUGUGCUGGAUGCUGCUCGGAAAUGCCAUGACGCUGGCCUUUGAGAUUGGUGUCUUCGAUGACACGAGCGAGAUGGAGUUUGAGAAUGCGAAUGAGAAGCUGUCCCAUGCGACAGUGAAGGCGUACUACCGACGCAAGAAUCACCUUCGCGAUUUGCUGAUCAUAUAUGUCACGCAGACGAGUGGCCGGCUGGGAUUAACGUCCAUGCUUCCCAAGAUCGAUCGCGACGAGUCGCUGGUUGGAGGUCCGACGCCACUGGAGAUGUACCAGGAGCGUGUCAAUCGCAUCAAGGCACCGCCCCCGCAGUUUGGCAUGCGUUCGGAUGGCGCGCGUCUGCCUCUGGAAUCGGUCGCUACCCAGGAGCGCCAUGCUGUGCAAGAUCUUGUUCUUGACUUCUGGCAACGCAUUGCGAAGAUCAUGGAGAUGGGCAAUCUGAAGCUGUUUUCGAAUAGGAGGAAGACGAGGGAGUUGCUCAAGUCAGGGACCUACGAGGAGAUGCUGAAGUUCUUCCAAGGGCCGUUGACGGAGUGGAAGGCUUGCUUUGAUCGCGCAGUCCAAGUCCCACAACAACUCCGACAUGUCUUGAUCAUCGAGUUUGAGUACACUCGUGUAUAUCUCAACUCGCUUGCUCUCCAGGCUGUUGUCGAACGCUGCACCCAAGGCACACCUCGUCCAACCCACGCUCAUCCUAACGGUAUGGGCCCUGCGAAUGGCAUGGGUAGUGCGGAGCACGACAACGCCAUUCCCUUCAGCACUCUGGUAAAGUGGUACGCCAAUGACCGACACUACAUCAACGAAGUCAUCGACGCGUCCCGCAACGUCCUCAAAAUCGUAGUCGAAGGGCUCCACCCCGGAGGCUACCUACGCCACGCCCCCGUCCGAACUUUCUUCCGCAUCGUCAGCGUAGCCAUCAUCCUGCUCAAAACCUUCGCCCUGGGCGCUACUGAAGAAGACGUCGCCAUCUCCCUCAACCUCCUCAGCGAUGCUGUCACGGCCCUCCGCCAAGGCAUCGUCGACGACGUCCACGUCGGCAACCGCUUCGCCGACCUCGUCGAGACCCUCACCCACCGCAUCCGCUCCCGUUUCGUGCGCCUCGCCGCAAACGGCUCCGCAGGCAUUUCCCGCGCAGGCAGUAGAAGCCCCAUCCAAGCGCCCAUGAUGCCUCCUCCCUCGCAAAACCUCGGCCACCUCCAGCCCCCAUACAUCUACCAAAACCCCUCCACCUCCGUCCCCAACUCGCCCUCCCUCGGCCUCACCGCCUCCGGCCGCGCCACACCCCUCUCCUCUUCGCUCUGGGGCAUAUCCGCGGAGCCGUACGACCCGAACUCCAACUCGAUAUCCAUCAUGCCGCCGCCCGGCAACUACGCCAACUUCGACACGAGCGGCAAUUCGAAUUGGGGCCAGUGGGCGAAUAGCGGGGCGAGCUGGGGCGCCGGCCAGGAUCAGGAUUGGCUGGCAUUACCCCUCGAUCCACUGCUCGAUCAGUAUGGGGCCGAAAUCAAUCAGACGGCCAUGGGCCCGGAUGUGGGCGGCAUGGACAUGUUGGAUAUUUUACUGAAUAUGGGCGGACCGCCGGGGAGCACAUCGUAG
This is a messenger RNA of Parastagonospora nodorum SN15, 2844 nucleotides long. RefSeq lists its product as hypothetical. The record is from RefSeq and is a predicted model, not a curated record. Gene Ontology annotation, biological process: positive regulation of transcription by RNA polymerase II; aromatic amino acid catabolic process. Gene Ontology annotation, cellular component: nucleus. Bases 1 to 2844 code for a protein of 947 amino acids. Gene Ontology annotation, molecular function: DNA-binding transcription factor activity, RNA polymerase II-specific. The transcript is spliced from 2 exons. Lineage: Eukaryota; Fungi; Ascomycota; Dothideomycetes; Pleosporales; Phaeosphaeriaceae.